AUAAAAAGGAAAUGUAGAAUAGUAUAUUGAUGAGUGUGUGAGUGAAGUGAGUGUUGAGAAAACAAAAACAAAAGGGGAAAGGAAGAUUGGAACGAACGAAGGCAUAAUUUUGAAUUGAUUUGAAGGUCAUUUUGUUUUUGAAAAAAAGAGUCUUCCCCGCCACCAAACCCUAGCUACCACCGCAAAAAUGCCGAGGGAAAUCAUCACUCUUCAGGUUGGCCAAUGCGGGAAUCAGAUCGGCAUGGAGUUCUGGAAGCAACUCUGCCUCGAACAUGGUAUCAGCAAAGACGGCAUCCUCGAAGACUUCGCCACUCAGGGAGGUGAUCGGAAAGACGUUUUCUUCUACCAAGCUGACGAUCAGCAUUAUAUACCACGAGCUCUCCUGAUUGACUUGGAACCAAGAGUGAUUAAUGGAAUUCAAAACAGUGACUAUCGAAAUCUCUACAAUCAUGAGAACAUUUUUGUCUCAGAUCAUGGAGGUGGUGCAGGAAACAAUUGGGCCAGUGGAUAUGAUCAGGGACAACAUGUUGAAGAAGAAAUAAUGGACAUGAUUGAUAGAGAAGCAGAUGGCAGUGACAGUCUUGAGGGGUUUGUUCUUUGUCAUUCAAUUGCUGGAGGAACAGGCUCAGGUAUGGGCUCAUACUUGUUGGAGACUCUGAAUGACCGUUACAGCAAAAAACUAGUUCAGACAUACAGUGUGUUUCCUAACCAAAUGGAGACAAGUGAUGUGGUGGUCCAGCCAUACAAUUCACUUUUGACACUCAAGAGACUGACACUUAAUGCUGACUGUGUUGUAGUUCUUGACAAUACUGCACUAAAUAGAAUUGCUGUGGAACGGCUUCAUUUAUCAAACCCUACAUUUGCUCAAACAAAUUCCUUAGUUUCUACUGUUAUGUCUGCAAGUACAACAACUCUUCGUUAUCCAGGGUACAUGAAUAAUGACUUGGUUGGCCUUCUUGCCUCUUUGAUUCCAACACCGAGAUGCCAUUUCCUAAUGACAGGAUAUACACCUUUGACAGUGGAACGUCAGGCUAAUGUAAUUCGUAAGACUACUGUACUUGAUGUUAUGAGAAGACUUCUACAGGCAAAGAAUAUUAUGGUCUCAUCUUAUGCUCGGACCAAAGAUGCUAGCCAAGCAAAAUACAUAUCAAUUCUGAAUAUCAUCCAAGGAGAGGUUGAUCCAACUCAGGUUCAUGAAAGUUUGCAGAGGAUACGUGAAAGAAAACUAGUUAACUUUAUUGAGUGGGGUCCUGCAAGUAUUCAGGUUGCUCUAUCAAGGAAGUCUCCAUAUGUUCAAACUGCACAUAGGGUCAGUGGCCUUAUGCUGGCAAGCCAUACUAGCAUCCGUCACCUUUUCAGUAAAACUCUGAGCCAGUAUGAGAAGUUGAGAAAGAAACAAGCCUUUAUAGACGCGUACAGGAAGUUCCCAAUGUUUGCCGAUAAUGACCUCUCAGAAUUUGAUGAAUCAAGGGACAUAAUUGAGAGUUUGGUUGAUGAAUAUAAGGCCUGUGAGUCUCCAGAUUAUAUCAAAUGGGGAAUGGAGGAUCCAAACAACAUGCUAACGGGAGAAGGCAAUGCUGCAGGAUCAUUGGAUCCAAAAUCAGUAGCAUGAAAAACCAUGUACCAGAAGUGAAGCGUAAAAAAAGGAAAGGAUUGUUGUGUAAGAUCAACAAGGUUUCCAAUGAAGUUUUCUACCAUUUUAGGGGUAUGAGCUGGUUUGCGGUGUGAUUAUUUUGGUUUGUAUUUGUUUGCUAAUCAUUUUGUGCCCAAGGGAGAUUGAGUACAGAAUCUCUCUGUAUUGAUUAAUUUUUAGCAAUGUAAAUGGUUUGUUGGAUGGUCAUUUAAAUGUUGAGAAUCAAGGAACUUAGUUUCAUUAUCUGGA
This is a messenger RNA of Vigna angularis (adzuki bean), 1882 nucleotides long. Its product is annotated as tubulin gamma-1 chain. The transcript is spliced from 12 exons. Gene Ontology annotation, biological process: mitotic cell cycle; microtubule nucleation; cytoplasmic microtubule organization. Bases 188 to 1612 code for a protein of 474 amino acids. Gene Ontology annotation, molecular function: GTP binding; structural constituent of cytoskeleton. Gene Ontology annotation, cellular component: cytoplasm; microtubule; centrosome. The record is from RefSeq and is a predicted model, not a curated record. NCBI's taxonomy places the organism in Eukaryota, Viridiplantae, Streptophyta, Magnoliopsida, Fabales, Fabaceae.